AUGGUACUCGCCCAGUAUCUGAAGAAGGUCGUGGCCUGGAUUGCUCCUCCUCCACAAAAAUCCGAAGAUGGACGUGAUCAAUGGCCCUCUCGGGCGGCUUUCCUUUUGGCCGCCAUGGGAGGCUGCGCCGGUCAGGGAAAUCUGCUGCGAUACCCGUCGGUGGUCUACAAUAACUAUGGGCUGCAAUGGUUUAUCCCCUACCUAUUAGCUGUGUUCGCCAUUGCCAUUCCGGCCCUUAUUCUCGAGAUUGCGAUUGGACAAGCCUAUCGUGGCGGGACGAUGAUCGCGUUCAAUAAUAUCAACCAUCGACUGAAAGGCGUUGGCAUUGGCCCGAUUUUGGUCAGUUUUGUCGUCGUGCAAUACUUUACGGUCAAUUUGGCGUGGAUCAUGAACUAUUUCCGCAACUCCUUCCGGAGCCCAUUGCCAUGGGAGGGCAGAAUCGAGGAAUUCUAUAUGGGCGAUGUCGUCGCCAAUGUCGAUCCAGCCGUGGGCAAUCUCACUGCUGGCAAUGGUGCCGUUGCCCACUAUACCGUGUACCCCGGCAUUGCCCUCAUCGGUGAGACGGUCGGCUGGAGCGCAUUUAUUUGGUUUCUCAUAUGGAUCUCCAUCUUCCGUGGAGUGGGCCUGACGGGUCGCGUGGUCUACUGGACGAUGGGUCUGCCGAUUGUCACCACCAUUAUUAUCGUCGGUCGCUCGUGUUCACUGGAAAAUGCGGGCGAGGGUAUCCGACUCUUAUGGGCGACAUGGAGAAGCGAUCAACUAGCCUCGGGCACUGUCUGGCAAACCGCCGUCGGACAGGUCUUUUUUUCCACCGGCAUUGGUUUCGGCUAUUUCACUUCCUAUGCCUCCUAUAAUUCCAAACACUCCAAUGCUGUCAUGGACGCAUUUCUCAUCUGCGGAAGUAACAUCCUAUUCGAAAAUUUUGCUGCCUUUGCCGUGUUUGGUGUUAUAGGCUACCUCCGACGUUGGCCACAAGAUGGCGAGAGAUUGGGUGCAUUCGUGGUCGGUUUCCUGACGCUCCCCGAGGCUGUUCUUCACAUGCCUGGUGCGAAUUGGUGGGCUAUCCUUUUAUUCUUUACCCUGGUGGUUCUCGGAUUUAGUUCGGCCUUUGUGAUGCUCGACGCGGUGGCUACGUUAGCCGUAGAUUCGGGCAUGAAAAUGUCUCGGCCAAUGAUUGUGACUAGCCUCACAAUAAUCUCAUUCCUUAUGAGUUUGCCAUACUGCACCCAGUUUGGAUUCUACCUGCUGGAUGGAAUCGACCGAUGGAUUAACAACGUGGCAUUGAUCUUUGUUGUGUGGUCGGAGCUUGUCGGUGCAACCACGGUUUAUCGCUGGCACGACGUGGUGAGCCAGACAGGGCUGCCUGCUUUUGUUGUGUAUAAUUUCGGAUACUUUGGUGGCCAGAUUGUCGGAGUUGCCGUCGCACACGGUACCUCGAAUCCAUCAGCUGGUGCCGGCGCCGGGUUUGGGUUGUAUAUCGUCUGUUCAAUUCUUUCCGUCCUCAUGGCCACGACCCCGGCUACCAAAGCCGCCGCAUUCUACUCGGGUAAUCAAUUGAGACGCGACCUGAACGGUGUCGUUGGAGGUAAUGGAAACUGGAACAUUCCUCGUUUCUGGCCCAUCCUACUCCGGUACGUCAGCGCGCCUAUUCUGGCCAUUGUGUUCAGCUUCGCGUAUCCUGAAUUCUAUACCUUGCGAUACGACCCGAUGAUGAUCGCCGGGUUUAUUUUGGCGCACUUCUGUCUGCUCUUGACUCUGCUCGGUGUGGUAUUUCCGCGAUACUACGAUGUCUUUAUCCCACCGCACCGGAGGGCCGAGGGCACCGAAACGAUGACCGCCAAUCAGCCUAAGGAACACGACUUUGUGCCAGAUGUCGGGGUGUUUGACUUUGAAUCUGGCAUGCCAGAGUCGAUUUCGGGCCGGAAGAGUUCUGAUAAGAUAGAUACUGUACAUUCGGCUGUGCCGAAGCAAUAG
Penicillium psychrosexuale is the source of this 1974-nucleotide messenger RNA. Its product is annotated as sodium:neurotransmitter symporter family protein. The coding region runs from base 1 to 1974 and encodes 657 amino acids. The record is from RefSeq and is a predicted model, not a curated record. Lineage: Eukaryota; Fungi; Ascomycota; Eurotiomycetes; Eurotiales; Aspergillaceae. The transcript has 3 exons. Gene Ontology annotation, biological process: sodium ion transmembrane transport. Gene Ontology annotation, cellular component: membrane.